CUGAAGGCAAUGGCUCCUAAACAGCCAAAUACUGGCCUCUUUGUGGGUUUAAAUGAAGGUCAUAUUGUCACCAAGAAAGAUUUGGCUCCUCGACCCUCUGAUCUUAAAGGAAAAACAAGUAAAAGAGUCCACUUUGUGAGGAACUUGAUUAGGGAAGUUGCUGGAUUUGCACCAUAUGAGAAGAGGAUCAUUGAGCUUCUAAAAGUUGGCAAGGACAAGCGUGCACUGAAAGUUGCCAAAAGAAAGCUUGGAACCCACAAGAGGACAAAGAAGAAGCGCGAGGAAAUGUCUGGUGUUCUCCGCAAGAUGAGGUUUGAUGGAGCGGGAGAAAAGAAGUGA
Molecule: messenger RNA, 339 nt
Organism: Juglans regia (Persian walnut)
Lineage: Eukaryota; Viridiplantae; Streptophyta; Magnoliopsida; Fagales; Juglandaceae
Product: 60S ribosomal protein L36-3-like
Exons: 1
Coding region: 10-339 (109 amino acids)
Biological process (GO): cytoplasmic translation
Cellular component (GO): cytosolic large ribosomal subunit; ribosome
Molecular function (GO): structural constituent of ribosome
Source: RefSeq, a predicted model, not a curated record